CUGGCACUGAAAGAUCCAAAAGCGAGUUUGUUUCAACACUAACUGAAUCUAGCACACAGUACUAUCGUCAUUGUCAAUAAGCAAGAACAUUGAAGAGUAAGACAUAGAGUGAUGGAGGUUGGAAAGAAGAAGAUGCUCAAGUCUUUGAUCUCAAAGGUGAUGAAGGGUGUUCCGUUCUUGGCACCCAAUGGAGCACGUACGAGAAGGGUUUGUUAUGUCAGUGACAUUGACGAGGAAAGGGAAAAUGCGACGAGGGUGCCAGAAGAUGUUAAGGAAGGACAUUUUGCUGUUAUUGCAAUUCACGGUGAAGAGACCAAAAGGUUCGUUGUUGAGUUAGAUUAUUUAACUGAUCCUGCUUUCUUGAAGCUGCUGGAGCAAGCCAGUGAAGAGUAUGGCUUUCAACAAAAGGGUGCACUUGUAGUUCCUUGCAGCCCUCAAGAACUUCAGAAGAUUAUAGACAACAAACGACUCAAUGUCACUUCCUAAUUAACACUCUGUCAAUAUAUCUUGAGCUGUUACACAUAUCUAUUCAUACUUUUCCCCUUUUUUCAAGCAUCUGGCAAAGCUUAUUAGACAUCUAAUGGCUUUACCUAUUGCCUAUACUCCUUUUUUUUUUCAA
Vigna angularis (adzuki bean) is the source of this 619-nucleotide messenger RNA. Its product is annotated as auxin-responsive protein SAUR71. The coding region runs from base 112 to 486 and encodes 124 amino acids. The transcript has a single exon. The record is from RefSeq and is a predicted model, not a curated record. Gene Ontology annotation, biological process: response to auxin. Lineage: Eukaryota; Viridiplantae; Streptophyta; Magnoliopsida; Fabales; Fabaceae.